This is a messenger RNA of Podospora pseudopauciseta, 1259 nucleotides long. RefSeq lists its product as uncharacterized. The record is from RefSeq and is a predicted model, not a curated record. NCBI's taxonomy places the organism in Eukaryota, Fungi, Ascomycota, Sordariomycetes, Sordariales, Podosporaceae.
AUGGUGCCUGUUGGGGAGGAGGCUUUGGCAGAGGCGAAGAGGGUGGUGGGGUCAUCGAGGUUGGCUUGGACGAGCUUGAUGGUGGAGGGAGAUUUGGCUUGGAGGCGGAGGGCAGAGGGGGAGGAAGGGUUCCGGGUUACUGCUAGGACGGUGAAGGGGGCUGAGGAGGAUAGGGGAUGGGAGAGGAGGGCGUCGAUGACGGCGGAGCCUUGUUGGCCCGUUGCGCCGGUGAUGAGGAGGAUGCGAGGAGGCAUGUUGACGGUCUGGAGCAUAACCGGCAAAUUCGGCCGCCUCAUCGCCUCCAAGCUUCUUGCCAACCCCUCCACCCGAGUUCGCGGUUAUGGCCGCAACCCCUCCAAGCUCCCCUCCUCCCUCACCACCUCCGCUCGCGUCCAGCUCUUCCAAGGCGAGGCGUUUGACACCGCAGCUCUCAAAGGCUUCGUCACAGGCUGCGAUGUCGUCAUCUGCGCCUACUUGGGUGACGAUAACCUCAUGAUGAAGGGCAAAAAACCCUCAUCGACGCCUGAGUCUGGUACUGUCACCCGCUAUGUGGCGAGUGAUUGGUCGUUGGAUUACACCAAGCUCAAGCUGGGGGAGUUGUUUCCCAAGGACCCGAUGAUCAAGAUCAAGGCGUACCUGGACGAGAAGGCUGCCGGGGGGGGCAGAGUCAAAGGGGUGCACGUGCUUAUCGGGGGGUUUAUGGACGCCAUCUUGAGCCAGUUUUAUGGGAUUUGGCACCCGGAAACAAAAAGUAUCAGGUUUUGGGGGGAAGGGACGGAGGUGUGGGAGGGGACGAGUUAUGAGAAUGCUGCUGAGUUUACGGCUGCUGUGGUGGCGGAUCGGGAGGCGGUGGGGGUGAAGAGAUUCCUCGGUGAUCGCAAGACGCUUAACAAGAUCGUUGAGCUGUUUGAGAAGGUGUACGGGUUCAAGCCUGCGCUGGAGAGGCAGGGCUCGCUGGAGGAGCUCAAGGUUUUGAUGCACAAGACCAGGGCGGAGAACCCGGCUGAUUUCUUUACCUACAUGAAAAUGUUCUACCAGUACUACUGGCUCAACGGGCAGACAUUGGUCGGCCCCGAGACCGACAAUGACAAGUACCGCGAGAUCAAGGCUGAGAGUUGGGAGGAUUUCUUGAGGAAGAGAAGCCCGGAGGAGCUCGCGCAGGCCAUGUAUGCUUUGGCGUAGUGAGAUUCUGUGGCGAUGACCUCGACAUCAGUUAGGUACUUGAAAUGUAACUAGUCAAGUUAAUUGCUUGUCGCGAU